GUGGCUGUGAUGAGAUGACAAGCAUUGCUGUGGCUUAUGAGAAAUAUAUUGUGCGGUGCGACAGAUAGGGAAGACUGCCAUCUAGUGCUCCAUUUCCACCAUGCAGAUCAUCAACGCACAUGGAUGCACUCCGCUUCUCAGGAGCCAUCUGUAAUCUUUGAAACCGACGACCUACAGACACGUCUCGUUGGACCAUUUGCGCCAGGCCACGAAUGCAAUAAUUUUUAGCACGGGACGACAUGCACUUGGUCUUCAUCAAGACCGCUGUCCUAGCAACUCUCCCUUUGCUUCCUCGCCUACAUGCACAACUGAUGCAACUCGAGGCGACGCAACUGGUGCCUCCAGGUGAGUGCCGCAAAGUCCAAUUUGACUUAGCCAGAUUCAUCUACGCUCCAGCUUCAGAAACCUGCACGGAGACUUGCAAUAGGAAUUUGAUGCAUACAUAUUUCGGAAGUCAAGAUGCGAAAACGGAACCUUGGACGCAUCGGGUCAUGACAGCUGCGAAGAUACGUCUGCAAAGCGUACUCGAGGAUCUCCAAUUCAACGAAGCGUGCAUGGUUGGCUUCUUCCUUUGUAUCCUAAAGCAAGAGGCACGAUCACUUGAUCUGCUAGGCGAGCUUGCUAGGGAAAAAAAUUGCUUUUGCAUGGUUAGUCUUCUCAUGGAGCGACUGCAGCCUCCUAUUGGCAAUCAGACCUGGUUUAUGGACAUGCACUUCCGGGUCAACAGUUGCGAGUUGAUUGACGUGAUUCAGAGGUUGGAGCUUUCGUCUUGGCAGAUUUAUAAUGCGUCAGUACUUGAGCAAGUCACGUGCGAGGAAGACAACUGCUGGUGUGACUUAAAUGGCACUCGUGUGUGUGAAGGAACUGCAGAGGCCAAAUGGUCCCGCUUCCACCAGACGCUAGACGUGCUGGCAAGCCUUUUUCGCGCGGGUCAAGUCCUGUAUUGCAUGGGUAUCGCUUGCAUGUACUUCAAUCUGGGCGCAUUGCUGUGAAGAUAAACGUCAUUGUCAGUCCUAGAUUGUAGUCGAUACGAUUGUGCAUGUGAGAGCAGAGUUCUGAAAGCCUAGAUUAGCACUGACUAGAGCAUGCCAAUGGAUUUCAUACAAGCUCAGAGACAAUCAGGCCGAAUGUCAACAUUGUUAACAUCAUUUGACUCUGAGGGCAGAUCACUAGAUCCACAAACUGGAAGUUUGGUCGUCGCCUCAGCACCUUGUUGACUUGCUUAAUUCCAAGUUCGACCAUGGGGGGCUUUUUCAGAUGUCACAGCCAAUUCUCGACCCGUCACGCCUUCAGCUAAUCUGCAAUGGAAGCCAUCACUUCAACAGUCAACCAUGCAGAACUUGACAGAGUACAUUUUAAAUCCUUCGGAGUCUCUGCGACAGCAAUUGUGCUUCUGCAGGCAAAGUUCUUGGCCCGCAGCGAGAAUCUAGGCAGCCUAUU
Molecule: messenger RNA, 1440 nt
Organism: Protomyces lactucae-debilis
Lineage: Eukaryota; Fungi; Ascomycota; Taphrinomycetes; Taphrinales; Protomycetaceae
Exons: 1
Coding region: 240-992 (250 amino acids)
Source: RefSeq, a predicted model, not a curated record